AGGUGCCGUGACGCAGAGGGGUCCGGGUCUGAACCGCCGCGCACGUCGUGGUCAGACAGCGUUUAGCUCCACUCUGUGGGAAAGGAGCUCAAAAUGCCCCGUGUGCGUGAGCAGUCCUCAGCGUCGCCAUGCGCCCUGGGCGUAAAGCCCCACGUGCCCCCGUCGCUCUUCGUCGUCCUCCGUGGGUGUCACGCCGCAGCCUGACGGGAACCUCCGGUGCCGGCGUGCGUCCGGCACUCGCGGCGCAGACGUCGAGCGAGCGAGGAGCGUUCGCGCGCGAGGAGCCCACUCUGCGCGGCGCUCGGGACGCACGCGGACGAGGAGAAACCACGUGGAGUGUACGCCGUGAUACAAGUGAGCCGCGUGAGCCGCGCGGCGCCGCGUCGGAGCACGACUUGCGGUGAAACUUUUUAUUAAUGUGCGGCCGCCAGCGGACGAUGCGCCGGAAGCAGAGGAGAUGUUUAUUCCAGGAACCAAGUCGCGUGGAUUAAUAUUGACGUGUAGCGUUAUUUCUCCACCGAUGGACGACGGGGCGGACGGGCGAACUAUGAAUUUGCUCUUGUGGAUAUUUGUCUUAAACUUUUCUGUGUGCUGGACUUCAACUGGCGCACAGAUGGGCUUCGACGGGCCUCUCUCCGCGCAGGAGCAGAUGUACAUCCUGUAUGAAAUCAAGCUGCAGUGCUACCAGAACCUCUCCAACGUUGACCUGGAGUCCACAGACGACGUGUGUCCUCCAGACUGGGAUGGGCUGAUCUGCUGGCCCCACGGCUCCCCUGGGCUGGUUACCAAGGUUCCCUGUCCAUCCUACAUCUAUGACUUCAAUCACAAAGGACACGCUUAUAGGAAAUGCGAUGUCAACGGCUCCUGGGUGUUUGUGGACCGCUGGAACAAAACAUGGACCAACUACUCAGAGUGUCUGCGCUUCCUUCAGCCCAGUGAUGAGGAGGGGAAGCAAGACUUCUUUGAGCGCCUGUACGUCAUGUACACCAUCGGCUACGCCGUGUCCUUCAGCUCCCUGCUGGUGGCCAUCUUAAUCAUAGGCUAUUUCAGGCGUCUUCACUGCACCAGAAACUACAUCCACAUGCACCUGUUUGUGUCCUUCAUGCUGCGCGCCGUCAGCAUCUUCGUAAAGGACAAGGUCGUCUAUUCCAGCGUUGGACUGCAGGACUUUGACUCCACCCUGUUGGACAACCUCAAAACAGUCAGCAUGGCGUCGCUGGACAAGGCUCAGUAUAUUGGCUGCAAGGUCACAGUGCUGCUCUUCAUCUACUUUCUGGCCACCAACUACUACUGGAUUCUGGUUGAAGGCCUCUACCUCCACAGCCUCAUCUUCAUGGCCUUUCGAUCCGACUCCAAAUACCUCUGGGGCUUUACAUUCAUCGGAUGGGGUGUUCCAGCUGUUUUCGUGGCAGUGUGGGCCAUUGCCAGGGCGAUGCUGGCAGACGUGAGGUGCUGGGAGUUAAGUGCUGGUGAUAUCAAGUGGAUCUACCAGGUUCCCAUCUUGACAGCCAUCGGGCUCAAUUUUGUCUUGUUUGUGAACAUCGUGAGGGUAUUGGCCACUAAGAUCCGCGAGACAAACGCAGGAAGAUACGACACCAGGAAACAGUACAGAAAACUGGCCAAGUCGACCCUGGUGCUGGUGCUGGUGUUCGGCAUCCACUACAUCAUCUUUGUGGGGAUGCCUCAUACCUUCGAAGGACCGAGCUGGGAGGUCCGCAUGUACUGUGAGCUGUUCUUCAAUUCAUUCCAGGGCUUCUUUGUGUCUAUUAUCUAUUGCUUCUGUAACGGAGAGGUCCAGACGGAGAUAAAGAAAACGUGGACGCGCUGGAACCUGUCCUUUGACUGGGAGAGCCCCGUGGUGUGCGGCCGCUACCGCUACGGCUCCGUGGUGGUGGGCCUCAACAACAACAGCACCAGCAGCCAGUCCCACCUGGCCGGGGGCGGCCUCUCCACGCGCUCCACCACGCUGGCCUCCAGCCGCGUCUACCGCAGCGCGGGGCCCUCGGCGCUCAGCGUGCACGCCACCCUCCCGGGUUACGUCAUCGGCAGCUCGGACCCUUCCAUACCCGAAGAGCCCGAGGACAGCGGCCCCAAGCGCGUGGACGACAUCUCCCUCAAGGAGACGCUGCCCGUCGUCAACGCGAGCGCCGCGCCCGAGGAUGAGGAGGAAGCGCUGUAGAGGCGGCGAUGGAGGUGAAACAGCGGCGGCUUAGUGCAGUCAGAUCGUUCACGAGGGACCAAAGGCAAAUGAAGGCACUGAAGUUUUUGUACGAGGAUGCAAAAGGUUUUCUCAGGGAGGGCGACACCGCAGUGCCCUCUGUUGUUCAACAGCUUUUAGAGGCAAGAAAGGCAACUGUAGCACACGCCGAGCAGCAGUUAUUGUCUGAUGUUAUGGAAAUGGAGUUCAUUUCCAGUUACUGUAAGUGAUACGAUGUUUGUAUAUAACACGGCCACCGCAUCUGAGCAUAAGGGUCAUUCACAAUAGCAGAGAGCUCAGAGAAGUAAUGAGAAAAAAAACCAAGAUUUGGAUGCUUUUAAAAAAUGUAAAAUACCAGCAGCAUGAGAGCUGAAGAAUAACGUGCAAACUUGAUGAAUUCCGUUCAUGGACGGGUUCAGUGUCAUAGUGAACUGUGUGCUUGCUUUUAUAAUCAGCCCAACAUGUGGAACUCGCUACACACAGCUACACACAUGUCCAGGACGACUACUGUGACAAAGACAGACACAAAAUGCAGAUGAUUGUGACACAAGCGCCACCAUGACGUUGACUUCGGUCGCCUUGACCUGUGGAUUUACUCGCUCUGUUUACAUUUGUAGGUACAGUAAGGUCGACGAUCACAGUCAGUGGCACAUCUGGUCCUGGGAUUGUGAUUUUUCUACUUUUGACAAUCAACUGUGCUGACUGUGAAGGGCUACAUUUGGUGUUACGUGUGCAUGUUUGUCAGUAAUUUUGCUGCGGUGCGUUUUGAAUAUGGAACUUUUACUGUUGUGUAUUUCGUCUGCUUCAGGAAAAGCCUUAAACUUGAAACAAUUCGUUUUAAUCUCGUUUGGUGUCUGUUCUUAAAGCAUUUGGCUGUUUUUUCUCUGUGAUAUUUGUUUGUGUCACUUUCCAUUCUUUCUCCUCUCUCCCAUUUUCUGUGCCAAUAAAUGUUCACAGCAACAACCCGCUGAGCUGCUUUCUGAUACUGAAAAAAUACUUUUUUUUUACUUUUUACCUGAACAUCUCAAAAUGUAUAAAUGAACUGUACAUUAGCUCAGUGCACUAGUGAGUAAACCAUGCUUGUUGCUUGGCUGCUUGGCAUAAGCCCAAAGACCACUCCAAGACCUUUUCAUGCCCUCAUCCAAACACAUACACAAAUAUAUAUUUGGUUUAUUUACAAAACAGCACAGAAGAGUAAAAAGAAGUACAUUAACACAACUAUGACAUAACACUAACACAUUUUGUAAUAUUAUUAUAUUUAUUAUUAGUUUACCUGUAUAUGAUAUUGAAAUUAGGCAUUUGUAGGGAAAACCGAGAGCAUAUUUUGUGCAUAUCUUUGUGCUUGUGAUUCUGUCAAGUCAUAAAACAGCCUGUACAUUUCAAAUAACUAGUUGUUUUUUCAUUUGCUGUCAGUGGGUAAUGGCUAGUUCUUCUAAUCUGCUUGUUGCUAAUGUUAUCCAGCAGACGCCUAUUGACAAGCUGCCUUAUAUAUUUAGUCAUCAGCAUUAGACGUCUGCACCAGUCAGGCAAAACAUCUCGACCACCAUCGUUCUGCUCCUGCUCCUCGGCCUCAACACCUCGGCCCCCGUCGGCGUCAGCCAGCCUUCUUCUCAUACUGCGUCCUGGUGCCAUGUGUUCCCCAGGUAAGCAAGGAGUAACGUGUAGGUCAUAUUGUCCAUGUGUUCCAUUGCUAUGUGUUCGUUCUGUUGCCCAUGUUGGUGCAGUAUAAACACUGGUCUUAUGCAAUCCCUGUAAAACAACAUAAACUGUAAUAUAUUAUAUAGUGCAUUGUUUCUUUCUGUAUACUGUAAAUUCUUUGUUUGACAUUUUCUAUCCAAGAACACCCCGAGUUCUGAUGCUCUGACCCUUUUAUCUACCCUUCACAAUUGGUUCCUUGUCAAACUCAUUAAGAUUGUCCCCAUUUUUCCUUCAAACACAUCGAUUUCAGGAACAGAAUGUUCAGGUCAGCCAGUACCACGAUGAAGAGUCAAUCAAUGUUACUUACUGCACCUGUCAGUGGUCGUGUUAUGUCUGAUGAAUGGAUUUGAAAUAGAGCUGUUCUAAGACAUUUGCCAUCAUUUAGGUUAACAACUCCUGUACAGUAGGGUCUGGAUUCUCUCAAGCCUUUUAGAGACUCCUCAAUCUGACAGUUUUCUUCUGCAAACCUUUUAUCUUGGUUCAUGUGUUGGCAGCUUAGAGUUUCAACUUCAAACACAGCAAUAAAAUAUAUAACCACAAGUGAA
This is a messenger RNA of Betta splendens (Siamese fighting fish), 4440 nucleotides long. RefSeq names its product parathyroid hormone 2 receptor a (gene pth2ra). Gene Ontology annotation, cellular component: plasma membrane. The transcript is spliced from 13 exons. The coding region runs from base 458 to 2179 and encodes 573 amino acids. The record is from RefSeq and is a predicted model, not a curated record. Lineage: Eukaryota; Metazoa; Chordata; Actinopteri; Anabantiformes; Osphronemidae. Gene Ontology annotation, molecular function: parathyroid hormone receptor activity; G protein-coupled peptide receptor activity; peptide hormone binding. Gene Ontology annotation, biological process: adenylate cyclase-modulating G protein-coupled receptor signaling pathway; cell surface receptor signaling pathway.